UUGUUCCUUUUUCCUCCUUUUUGGGUCAACGUUCAUCUUCUUCUUCAGAAAACCCAAACUCGUGGGUAUUAUUCAUCACUCUAGAAGUCUGAUUUCGAAAGCUCAAAUCAGCAAACUUUCUUCAUCAAAGUUGUUCGUCUGUUCGAAUACUAUAUCAUACCCAAACAUGAGCAUCAUCAGACGGGUCUAGCUACCUCGAACCGGCUAUGAAAUUUCUGUGUUCAUCCAUGGCUGGUUGUUCCUCAGUUGACAACUAUGACAUAUCCAAAAAUCAGAGCAAUCCAACUACUCUAGCUAUGUCUGUGAUGACAAUACUUCCUUCAUGAAGGUUGUUCAGAAGUCUUUUCGGCAGUGGUACACCUGAAACAAGCUUUUGUUAGUUUUCAAGUGUUGUUUGAGUUGGUUAUUUCUCUUUGGCAGCUUCACCCAGGAUUUCGGACCAAUAUUAAGUCUUCGUAGGUAGUUGUUGUUGUAUGGCGUUAGUGGUAUACUGAGCAUUCGGAUUGCGGAUAGUGCUAAUUUGCCGCUUACUCCAGGUGUGGAAUCGCUUGCAACAGUUUCAUUUGGUUUGAGAAUUUCCUUAGUCUCUGCCGGCUUUAUAUAAAAAGGCAACAGAAAAUGGAGGAGAUUGUUACUUCAAUUGCAUCUAAAAUUGUAGAAGAACCAGUGGCACUAAUUGGGAGACAACUCAGCUAUCUAAUUUACUAUGAUUCCAACAUAGAAAGUCUGAAGGAUGCACUUAAAAAGCUUGAUGACAAGAAAAAUGAUGUUCAAAGAUCUGUGGAUGCUGCAAAAAGGAAUGGUGCAACCAUCAAAGAUCAAGUUCGGAGUUGGCUGGAGGAUGUAAGCAAUAUAUUUCAUGAAGCGGAAGAACUUCAAACCAAACUCAACGUGCAAACGUGGUACCCAAGUUUGAAAUCGCGGUAUUCUCUGAGUAGGAAAGCCAAGAAGAUUGCUCUGGCUGUACUUGAUCUCAAACUAGACCAAGAACUGAGUAAAAAUGUUGCCAAUCCUUCACCUCUGCAACAGCUAGGGUCAAUAAUCUCUAGUGACGAUUUUCAGCAUUUUGAAUCCAGAAAAGCAGUCAUGAAUGAUGUGCUUAUAGCUUUGAGGAAUGAAAAGUCAAGAAUAAUUGGGAUAUGCGGGAUGGGAGGUGUGGGUAAAACCACAAUGGUGAGAGAAAUCAGAGAAAUCAUCAAGAGAUUAGAAGGAACGAAUAAGCUAUUUGAUGAGGUUGUGCUGGCAACUGUAUCCGCAACUAUAAACAUUAAGACAAUUCAAACUGAAAUUGCAGAAUCAUUAGGCAUGAAAUUCAUCGAGGAAAGUCAAUCUAUAAGAGCAGAAAGGCUACAUGAGAGAAUCAAGCAGGAGAAAAUCCUGAUUAUAUUGGAUGAUGUAUGGUCAGAGCUUAAAUUAAAGGAUGUAGGAAUCCCUGUUGGUGUUGGACCUACAACUAAUCAAGUUCAUGAAGGGUGCAAAAUUUUGUUGACAUCUCGAAAUGAAGAAGUUUGUAAAACAAUGGGGUGCAAAGACAACAUUUUUAGAGUCCAAGCCUUAAAUAAAGAAGAAGCAUGGGAGCUUUUCAAGGCGACUGUAGGUGAAUCCUUGGACAAUAAUAAUCCUCAUUUGCUUCAUGUUGCAAAAAUGAUUGCAGAUGAAUGCAAAGGUUUACCCAUUGCCAUCAUAACCAUCGGGAAAACACUAGUCUCAAUUGACAAGAAUGAAUGGGAUACUAUCCGUGACCAACUGAAAAAUUCUCUCCCAGAAAUCAUCCCUGGAAUGGAACACAGUGUUUAUUCUUGCAUAAAACUAAGUUACGAUAAAUUGGACAGUGAUGAAGUCAAGUCAUGCUUUUUACUUUGUUGCUUAUUUCCAGAAGAUUAUGAUGUUCCGAUUGAGUAUAUGGUGAGGUAUGGGUUGGGUCGAGCAAUUUUUGAAAACGUCAAUACGAUUGAAAAAGCAAGAAAGAGAGUGCACUUUUUCGUUGGACAACUAAAAAGAAGGUUUUUGUUGCUGGAUAGUGAAAAGGAAGAAUGUAUCAAAAUGCAUGAUAUAGUUCGUGAUGUUGCUAUAUCAAUUACCUCAAAAGAUCCUCACAGAUUUAUGGUAAGAUCAUUCGAUGCAGAAGGUGGAGGUGGAGGAUGGCCGGGAGUACAAAAAGCAACAAACCAAGAACAUUGCAGUGCAAUUUCAUUAAUUGAUGUUAAAUUGGAUGAAAAUAUUACUGAUGGUUUGGAGUGCCCCAAACUUGAGCUUCUGCAACUGAAAAAUUCCUCAAGUAGUUCAGAAUAUUCCAACCACUUUAAAAGAAUGAAAGAACUCAAGGUUUUAUCUUUCUUAGAGGUGAAUAUGUCAAGCUAUUUGGCCUCGGAAAAAUCUCUACUGCUUGGAGAACCCAAGUACCUUCAUACCUUGUGUCUAGAGGAUUGCAAUUUGGGAGACAUAUCCCAUGUUAUUGGAGGAUUGGAGAAUUUGGAGAUCCUCAGCUUUGCCCGCUCUCAAAUCAAUAAGUUGCCUAGAGAAAUAGGACAUCUUCAUAAGUUAAGGAUAUUGGAUGCAACAGAUUGUGAUGGACUUGAAGAAAUUCCUCACGGUGUCUUAUCCAACUUGAGGAGAUUAGAAGAGUUGUACAUGGCAGAAAGCUUUCUCAAUUGGGGGCCAACAAUGGGAAACAAGGAUGAAACGAGCAUGGCAAGCCUCGAUGAGGUGACGUCUCUAUCUGUUCAUUUAAAAGUCUUAGCCAUAAAUAUACCUGAUGGUCAGAUGUUGCAGAAUGGGUUUCUCUUAAAGAACCAGCAUAUAAGAUUUCAUGUAUCUAUCAAUGCUAGACGAAAACGGUCACAAGAAAAUUGGACAAUGGAGCUCUAUGACAGAAUGCCUGGUUAUCUAUUUGAAAAUAGUUUGAUGCUUUAUGGUGACGUAACAGAAUAUAUGGAGAUUGGACCAGUUAGAUACCUUUUGAAGCAAUCUGAAGACUUAAGCCUACACAGCACAUGCAAUUUAAAGUAUGUCAUCGAGGAGUUAGAUGAUCAAGGAGGCUUUCAACACUUGCAAGUUUUAUCAAUAUGCUAUGACAACGACAUAGAGUAUCUUAUGAAUGGAACAGAUUGGACUCGUCGUCAUCAACCUGCCUUCCCCAUCUUAAAGUCAGCCACCUUCUCGAGAGUAGACAAACUAAAAGUUGUAUGUCAUGGCAAACUUCCAGACAAGUACUCCUUUAUGAACCUAAGAUCCAUUGAAAUUGGCUAUUGUCAUGAGUUAAAAUAUGUCUUUUCACUAUCCGUAGCACAAAACUUGGUACAACUCCAAAGCUUAAGUGUUGAUUGCUGUUUGAAAGUGGAAGAGAUCAUAUCAAAGGAGAGAAUGGAAGAUGAUAAUGCAUCUCACAUCAUAACUUUGCCAGCAUUAAUGGUUUUGAAGAUUAGAAAUUCACCGAAGCUCCUUGGUUUCUACACAGGCAACCAACGCAACUCCACCUCUGAGGUCAUAAAGCCAAAUGAUGAAAGUGUGAACGCCUCUCAUUUGGACAAGAUGAAAGAGACUAAGAAUGACCAACAACAUGAUCAAGUGGCUGGGCCUUCAUCCAAAUCAAAAGUAGCACAAGUGGGAGCAAGUUGUACUGCACUAUUUCCUUCAAAUUGCAUUUCAUGGUUAACAAAUCUAGAGGAACUUGUUUUGGGGUAUUUGACAAGCAAGCAAGAAUUAGAAGAAAACAGUGAAUCAAAGGACUCUUUGACAAGCGAGAACGGGUCAGAAGAACUA
This is a messenger RNA of Prunus mume (Japanese apricot), 3762 nucleotides long. NCBI's taxonomy places the organism in Eukaryota, Viridiplantae, Streptophyta, Magnoliopsida, Rosales, Rosaceae. The record is from RefSeq and is a predicted model, not a curated record.